AGAGGCCAUACACCACAGUACCAUGAGUUACUGUCAAUCCCUUAGUGGCACACACCUCCACAGGGGUCAGAUGGAUUAGGCACAUAGUCAGUAGCGGCAUGUGUACAAAUCACGUCUGUACAGAUUUAUGGUCCAACGGCAACUUGUUGUUGCACCAAAACAAGAAAACCUUGACCCUACUGUCACCGGCUAUAUAGGAUAGACGGGGAAAUACAGAGACGAAUCGACUAUUUUACUGCUUUUGUUGCUUCGGGUAAUGUGUGUGUAUACCUGAACGAAUGCAUCUGCUGCACAGAAGAAAUCCAGUUCAAACCAAAUCCUCAUUAGCUGUCAGUCAAUACAUUUCGAGCUAUAAUGAGUGAGCGCAUGCAGCAAGAUCUAAACUGAGGUGGUGACCAGUGCCAGGGCAACUCUGCAGUUACUACCAACAGCAAGCGGGGGUGGGCAUCGAACUGAGCAAGCUAGAAUUUGAUAUCAUUUCCAGCCCUGCACCCUUCCCCCCUUUUACACUGUGUGAGAUUCCCCUGCUGAAUAAUAGCCACUCUGUUUGACCCUCCUCUCUCAUUUCUCUCCCUCAUACGCACACACACACACACACACACAGUUUCUGGGUGGGAGGAGGGGGGGCAUUAGCUAAGUGCCGUGACAAUUCUCAGCAUGGAUCGUGAUGGGAGAUUGAGUGCUACAAUGGUGUGACCAAUCUGCAUUCCCGUGAUUCCUUCGGGCCUUUGACAUGAGUCGCAGGCAAGAUUACCUCACUUCCAUCCAAACACAGCUUCAGCGAAAUGCCCCUUUAAAUCACCCUAAAGUGGCGUGCUGAGACUUUUUCCCUCAUCACAAAAAUGAGAAGAGUGUGAAUUGUGUUGAAAUCUUUUAUAUAACUCAACACAUUUAAUUGAAAUGUCAAAGGGGGAGCUUUUGGGGGGUUCAGGGGUAACACAAGGAAGUUACUUGAUACGGAUGAGACAGAUAGGGUGACAAAUGGGAGGGGAAGCUACAGUGUGAGAAUGCGAGAGAUAUAAAGGGAGGGGGGACUCUUCAUAGUCACUUCACUCGCUGCAGUACAAUAGCAAGUGGAAAGAGGGAAGAGGCCCCUGUCUAUUUAAGCAGAAAUGAAAUGGAGACUAUAAUAACGCAGGACUCAGGAAUGUGUCUGCUGGUUUACCGCCAUCCCAGCACAGGCAAACAUAGGACAGAACAUCCGAAGCUUCUGCAUAGAUACAGCUCGGGGCAGCGAUGUUAUGGCUACAAACCCAGCUCCCCACAGAGACGGCGGAGGGUGUUGAUAGCCAGGCCGCAGCCGCUCAGGGCCACGAGUGGACUCUGUAACAUGAAACACUUAUUUUUCUCGUUCUUUCUGGAGAAAACCACAGUGUAUUUUGUGAAUUUGUGUUUUGGUAGCAGCCAUUCAGCCAGGUCCUGGCCUCAACACUCCUUUCACAUGAGUCAUAUGGGAAAUUCAACCUAAUUAGUGUUGUGAGUUACUCUGUGAUUUACUGUGUGUGAAUCCAGGUAUUUGAAGUGGAAAUGCAUCACAUAAAAUUUAGACUGGACUAAAAUGACAUUAAAUAUAACAAAUAAACAGUUUAUAGGUGGCAUAAACAUACAUUCUCUUUUUUUCCCCCCAAUACAUCUGCUGUGUCUGUGUGUCCCCUAAACGUCGCACUGAUUUUGUGCGGCUCAUCAGGCUUACAUAGCGGUAACUUGGCGACACCUAGCGGCCCUGAGCGGGAAAUGCGAGGACCCCCCCGAGAUAAACUAUUAAUUUCACCUGAGUAUAAUACAACAACAAUGCAACAAUAGAUGAAAAGUCGUUGCUGUAUUAAAACAAAAGGUGCCCUCACAGUUUUGGUCGCUUCAAUUUGAGUUUUUUGGACUUAGAGAGGGGAACACCCAAAGAGGACCUGAACUCACCUGAAACCCACCGAGCUCUCUUUGAAUUUCUUCUUUGUCUUUUUCCGACAUGCUCGCCAAGGUUUGGUCAGACUUUGAGCAGAGCUUUUGGGCCAAACUCCGUUCGUUGAGGUCAUGCUGGCAGGCUGCCUUCCCCAUAUCUGUCCCCCCUUCCAUGGCUGCCGAUGACUACAACCCUGUCUCCCUCCGACACAAGUCCAAGAAGAAGACCCGAGGAGGUAAGCCGUCAGCCUCGAGCUCUCAUCACUUUGUCUCCAUGUGUGCCCUCAACUGUAAUUUGGACCCUAUGUGGGCGUGUGUUAAGUGGCAGGGCAACGCUCGGAACAGGCAAUGGUACAAUGAGCAGAAGACGCAUCUCGGUCAAAGAGCUGGGGCAGCCAGACCACCAGGGCUGGCUGUACAGGAAAAAAGAGAGCAAGGGCUUCCUGGGUAUCAAAUGGAAGAAGUACUGGUUUGUUCUGAAGAAGACGUCUCUCUACUGGUACACCAAUCAACUGGCAGAGAAAGCUGAAGGCUACAUUAACCUCACCAACUUCAUGAUCGACAGAGCCAUAGAGUGCAAGAAGAAACAUGCGUUCAAGGCUUGCCACCCACAAGUCAUGAUGUUUUAUUUUGCUGCUGAGAGCCACGAGGAGAUGAACCUAUGGUUGAAUAAGCUUGGGCUGGCCGCCAUUCAGUAUGAGCCAGCAGAACGAAACCCUACAGCCGAGUGUUACAGUGAAGCCAGUGACCAUGAAGAAGCUGAAAGCACAGAGAUUCCCCCUCCACCAUACUCUGAACAAACCCUGCGAGACUCCGUGGAUGCAUCCGGUCCACCCGGUAGCACACAUCAGGGUACCCUGCCUCCCCCUUACUCCUCUGCAGUCCCCAGCGAAGCCAACGGUUCGCUCUCGUCCCCCGUCAGUACGAUGACAUCACAGAGCUCCACCUCCUCGCUCGCCAAGCACCGGCAGUCCUGGUUGGACCUCGUCUCGCAGGCGUCUCCUCCCACCGGGGAAACGGCUGUGGUGUGCUCGGUUCAGGUACACUCGUAUCGACCUCCGGAAGAGGAGACGGAAGAAGAGGAUGACUCCCAGGUGUUGGAGGGCUCGUCUCAGCAGGACUCUCCGGAAACGGGGUCUAAUGAGGAAAGCCCUGCUGCGGAGGGGGAGGCACAGAGAGUCGUAUGUGGUGCUCAAGAAGGGGUUCGUGGGAAUAGCUCAGAUGAGAUGGAGAAGCUGUAUAUUCAUCUGAAAGAGGCCAGCCUCUCGCCAAUAGGAGAUCGCAAACCAUCCACAAAAAGAGAAUUCAGGGCCUCCUUCAUAAAACGCUGUAAAAACCAGACUGUCAAUGACAGACUUCACCUUAUCAGGACUCUCAACAGCACAUUAAAGUCGAAAGAGGCAGACCUACAGGCAAUAGAGCAGGUGCUGUCGGACCAGGAGCUUACCUCAGACAAGUUCAGACAGUGGAAGGACGCCCAUGCACCCUUGGUGCAGGAGAUUUGUGUGAAACCGGUCCAGCAGGUGGCAUCAGAGGCCACGAAAGCUGCAGCAUCAGUCAUUGCUGCUCCAGUGGUCGAGACCAGUUUAUAAAGACUCCUCAUGACUGGUUUUACUGUGUCUGGACUUAACACUCACAUACACUGCUGUUCUCAGUUAAGACUACUGUUCCAUAUCAGAGGACUUUAUGUACUGUUCAACAAGUAACUGGAUCAAUGAAGAAGAGUGUUAUUAGCUCCUAAAUAGAGAUGGAGCAGGCAUUAUAUGAUUAGCAGGUCACAUUUAAAUGUGAAAUGUGUUGUAGUAUUACUUUUAUUGUUAGAUUUGUAAGAUUAGCUAAUUUUACAGAGGAUUGUUUUUAUGUUGUAAUUCUGUGGACCUAUGCAUUGUUUUUAAUAUUUGGAAUGAUGGAAUACAUUGAAAUGAUGAUGAUCCAUUAUUCUUUGCAUGGAAACACUUGUUUUUACAGUAUGUUUGAUCUACUUUGGAUUCGUCAGUAGUGAACACAUUUUGAACUGUUGGUCAGUCAAUUAUUGGUGCCAUGCACCACCACUGCCUGUUACACAUGUGUUUUACAGCAACUAUUUUGAAUGAUUGGUGUGUGUUUUGUUCUCCCUAAAAAUGAUAUUGUCAUACUUAUCACGAAAACUGAACACCGGGGCCAGCACUAACAGUCACAAAUCAUGAUAAUAUCAGAUUACAUUUUUUAGAGUCAGUGUCAAAUCAUUGUUAUAACAAUAAUGUAGAGCCAAGAUAUAAGAAAUCACCUUGUUUUUAGUAGAAAGGUACAUGUAGGUUUAUUCUACUAAACAAAAACAAGCUAUUUUUAAAUGAAGAAUUCCAUCUUAAAUGUGAUAAAUACUUUAGUACUAGCCAGUAUCAAUGAUACAGUCUGUUGGGCUUAGGGGCACGGUGUACCAGUUUGCAUUUGCAUUUGCAUUCAAACACAGGAGGCUUGGUGGAUAAUUCUCAGGAAAAAAAGACAGACCUCCACCAUGGCCCUUACAAACAAGUCCAGCAGACCCUAAUCCUGUACACAGACCCAGAGAGACCCAGAUUUAGAAAACUCCGGCUAAGCAAGGGCCUCUGACUUGGUGACAACACCUACUGGUAACCAACCAAGCCCCAGGCACAAAGAUUUUUUUCUGACUUACAUUUCAUCUGUUGUGUAUGUGUUAAAUAUUAACUCAGUGUAAAUAGUUGUACAUGGAUGUGUGAUGUUAAUUAUGUUUGAUCUGGAGUCAGAGCGCUUGUUUGUAUACAGGGAAAUAAAGUAUUAUCACAAA
This is a messenger RNA of Morone saxatilis (striped sea-bass), 4681 nucleotides long. It is a transcript of the gene ipcef1, whose product is annotated as interaction protein for cytohesin exchange factors 1. Lineage: Eukaryota; Metazoa; Chordata; Actinopteri; Moronidae. Bases 2079 to 3488 code for a protein of 469 amino acids. The record is from RefSeq and is a predicted model, not a curated record. The transcript is spliced from 12 exons.